Messenger RNA from Candidula unifasciata, 1029 nucleotides. The record is from the annotation of a GenBank genome assembly. Lineage: Eukaryota; Metazoa; Mollusca; Gastropoda; Stylommatophora; Geomitridae.
AUGGAACAAACCGUACUUAUCUUGGCCAUUUUGGUCGAACGAGUGGCUAUGUACGGAAUUAGCGUUUUCGGAAUCAUUGGCAACUCUAUCAACAUUGUAGUUCUCAACCGUCAUGGCUUCCAAGACUCGACAAACAUAAUUCUCGUUUCGCUGUCGGUUUCGGAUCUGUGCUUCUGCAUCUUACUUCCGGUCACGAGACUCGGCAGCAUGAUCAGCCAUUUUGACGAAGUCCUAGCCACAAGUGCACAUACCUUUGUGACCGUCUUUUUCUUUAUGCCAAAGUUUGUCUUUCUCGGGACUAGUUUUUGGUACGUCGCUUUGAUCGCUGUAGAACGUUACACUGCAGUUUUCUUUCCAUUCCACGUUUCCAUAAUUUUUACCAAAACACUGAUCAAAUGUCUCGUUACAGCCAUAUUUCUUGCCAGCGUCCUCACAAUUUCCCCAUCAUUCUUCGCUUUGAAUUACAAAUUUGUUUAUAACGUCAAUUAUAACCAGACCACUGCAGUAAUCGUGUACACUAACUUUUAUCGGAAACAUCACAGCAUCAUAGACUUUUACGUAUGGGUAGGACUCACAAAUAUCUUCUGCUCCAUAAGCGCAAUUGUAGUUUUAUAUUGUUGCGUGGCAAUAGUAUAUCGACUUUCCCAAGCUUCGUCAAGACGCUUAAAGAUGACAUCUAACACAACAGGGUAUGAUAUCAAAGUGGUGAAGAUGCUUGUAACCGUCUGUAUCAUUUACCUGUGCGUUCAAAUCCCGUUAAUCGUCAUGUAUUCCUACUUUCGUCCGGAUUUCAUGUUUCGCACGCCAGUUCAUCAAUUGUUCAACGACAUUUGCGAUAUUCUCUGCCUCGUCAAUGCGUCGGCUAACUACAUUGUUUAUGUAACGAUGUCGGCAAAGUUCGCUAGAAACUUACCGGGCGUUGAUGGGAUGCUCAGUGCCAAAGUAGAUCAGAUCGACAGUUGGAUUAUUCAGGCGGGAUACGCUCAUUCAAGAACCUACAGCGCAGAACCUGCAAGCGAGCUGAAGUAA